This is a messenger RNA of Pararge aegeria (speckled wood butterfly), 1351 nucleotides long. Its product is annotated as nucleoside diphosphate kinase 7-like. The transcript has 7 exons. Gene Ontology annotation, cellular component: centrosome. NCBI's taxonomy places the organism in Eukaryota, Metazoa, Arthropoda, Insecta, Lepidoptera, Nymphalidae. The record is from RefSeq and is a predicted model, not a curated record. Bases 50 to 1195 code for a protein of 381 amino acids.
ACCAAUUUUUUGCAUUCGUUCUGAAAUUGGCAACGGUUACAAAAUCGAAAUGGUUAACGAUUAUUUUGACAAAUAUACUUUCUUAUGUGAAAUGUUCGAUGAAGAAACGGAUGAUAUGAGGGAGUUGGUGUUAAAUUUUUACCCGUUCGAUAAUUCAGUACAAAUCGUCGAUCCCAAAAAAGGUGUCAACUUAGUUAAGCGAGUUCAACUUCCACCGUUAAAACAGGAAAUGCUGCAAGUAGGAAAUAUCGUCAAUGUAUUUUCUAAAUUGUUAUAUAUCAAAGAUUGCGCACCUGCGACACGAAAGAUUCUUUGCCAAAACGAUCAAAGCACAUUCGCAAUGAUAAAACCAGUCCCACCAAGCGCCCACGGUAAGAUCAUAACGUUCAUAAUGAAAAAAGGAUUCCGUAUCGUACGUAUGAAAAAUGGAAAAAUUGAUAAAGAUUUUGCUAUGGAUUUAUACCAGAAUGUCGCCUCGAGUAACAUGUUGCCAAUUAUAAUAAAUUACGUAACAACUGGCGAAGUCAUCGGGUUAGAGUUGGUUGCACCCAACGCAGUGAAAAAAUGGCGCGAUGUCCUAGGCACCACCGACCCGGAGACGGCAGCACCCGGCACGCUUCGAAGACUCUAUGGGGAAAAUAAGCUCAAGAAUGUUGCACAUGGAUGCGUCACUCUUGAAGAAGCCUCUAGGAUGCUAGACAAAUUUUUUGGAUAUGAAAAUGGACUGCGUAGAAUCCCCUUUCGAGCGACUCUCAAAAACUGCACCUGUUGUAUUAUUAAGCCACACGUGAUGAUUGAUGGCAAUGUUGGAGCAAUCUUAGAACAAAUCGCAACCUCUUCAAAUUUUUAUAUUUCAGCUAUAGCCAUGUUUUCUGUGAAGAUCUCCAAUGCUAAGGAGUUUUAUGAAGUUUACAAAGGAGUAUUGCCAGAAUAUGAGAACAUGUGUAUUCAUUUGACAGAAGGAAAAUGUAUUGCUCUGGAGGUAAAAUGCAACAACCCCAGUGUGAAUUGCGUAUGUGAAUUUAGGAAAUUAUGUGGACCAAGGGAUCCUGAUCUAAGCCGUCAACUGUAUCCAGAUUCUAUAAGAGCCCUCUAUGGGAAAAAUAUAAUACAUAAUGCAGUGCAUUGCACAGAUCUUCAAGAAGAUGGGGAGCUGGAAGUGGAAUACUUUUUCAAGUUGCUGGCUAAUGAUUGAAAGUAAUUCUGAAACAUGAGCAGUUAGUUAGUAUACUAACUGCUCAUAAGCUCUUUAACAUUUCUGACAACCAACAUUAAUUGUCAUUUGCAUUCAAAACAGAUUUGACAAUAGCAGUGCUAAAACUCAUAAAAAAAUCAUAUUGAUAUGUCUAGA